Scedosporium apiospermum is the source of this 3900-nucleotide messenger RNA. RefSeq lists its product as uncharacterized. The transcript has 6 exons. Gene Ontology annotation, biological process: peptidyl-serine phosphorylation; intracellular signal transduction. The coding region runs from base 1 to 3900 and encodes 1299 amino acids. The record is from RefSeq and is a predicted model, not a curated record. NCBI's taxonomy places the organism in Eukaryota, Fungi, Ascomycota, Sordariomycetes, Microascales, Microascaceae. Gene Ontology annotation, molecular function: ATP binding; protein serine/threonine kinase activity.
AUGAGUGGUGACCUGAGCCUAUCGAGGGCAUUGGGAGGCUUACGAAUCGCGAACCCCGAUGACGCCCCGCCCCCCAGCUCCCCAGAUCAUGCGUCGGCUAGCCAGUAUACCAAGCCGGCAGAACGUCACGAUAAUGGACGUCCUGUCUCGGUCGGAAACGAGCCUCGAAUGAUCUUCGAGAUUCCAAGAGAAUUAUCUAAUGUUCACCCCGACCAGCUAGACCCGCCUCCGCCGCCGUCUUCAGACCGAAGAGAACAUCCCCCAGAAACCAGAUCCCAUCAUGCGAACCCCCUUUCCCGUUCAGCCAACGACACCCAUCCCGAUACCCAGCCAACGCCGCAUCAGCCCCAAAUAUUCUCCCAUUCGAGCCGUGACAUACCCGCCGCCUGGGGUUCCCAGACGCCAGCAAGAGCCGAGUCGUCGGCGGCCGGUCAGGCAGGCUACCAGCAUCGACCCGCAGCCAAUGCUUUAGCACGGUAUCCAAGUCAGAGCGACUCCUCGCAUGGCCUCAAUCACCGUGGCCAUGUAUCUUCGCCAGGCGGCCCGCUGCCUCCCCGCCGAAGCUCUCGAGGAAUGGGUGGGGGAUAUCUUUCUGGUACCCAACCCAGCCAUGUUCCCCAGAGCCAGAGUUCUGAGGCCCAUCUCCCGAUUAGCAGCCAGGAGUGGCAAGAACGAGGUGCUGCUGUUGGUGUUAGAAGAGAGAUCGAUGCGAACGGACAGACAGUCCUCCGCCAUGUAAAGAAAGGGGUGAGAGAUUUCACCUUUGGUCGAAUUUUGGGUGAAGGGUCAUACAGCACUGUCUACCUAGCCACAGAUCGGCAAACCCUGAAGGAGUACGCCAUCAAAGUCCUGGAGAAAAAGCAUAUUAUAAAGGAGAAGAAGAUAAAGUAUGUCAACAUCGAGAAGAAUACGCUGAAUCGGCUGACCGAACACCCCGGUAUCGUACGGCUCUAUUAUACAUUCCAAGAUGAAACCUGCCUCUACUACGCUCUGGAUUUCUGCAGUGGUGGAGAGCUCCUGGGCGCUCUGAAGAGAACCGGCACAUUCGACGUCGAAUGCACGAGGUUCUAUGGAGCUCAAAUUCUGGAUGCUAUCGAGUACAUGCAUUCUCGCGGGGUAUUGCAUCGCGACCUCAAACCCGAGAAUGUUCUACUGGAUGACCACAUGCAUAUUAAGAUAACCGAUUUUGGGACUGCGAAGAUGCUCCCAGAUCCCCGAGGACCCAGACCCCAGGAUGGUAGAGAUCGCGGCAUUCCCGAAGGCACCCAGGCUGGGAAGGACGACGAUAAUAGAGCUCCCUCAUUUGUCGGCACGGCGGAAUAUGUUAGCCCGGAGCUCCUAACCAACAAGAAUUCCUGCAAGGCUAGCGACCUGUGGGCGUUUGGAUGCAUCAUCUACCAGCUCCUUGCUGGUCGACCACCCUUUAAGGCUGCAUCGGAGUAUCUGACAUUCCAGAAGAUCGUCGGCCUUGACUAUGAGUUUCCUCCGGGGUUCCCACCCGCUGCAAGGGACCUCGUGGAGCGUCUCUUGGUCUUGGAUCCUGCACAUCGUCUCACUAUCGAACACAUCAAGAACCACGAAUUCUUUGAUGGCCAGCAGUUUGGAAAGGGGCUCUGGAGAAGCAAGGCCCCUCGCCUGCGACCAUAUGUCCCCCCGGCGCAAGAGCCUCACAUCAUUCAGCUUAAUGGAUUGUCAAGCACACCAAAACCUACUUCUGGAGCGCGACAGCUACCACAGGGUCAUCAAGGCCCUUCUUCAACGCCCAACGGGGCUACUCGUCCAACAUUACCUAUUGCCGAGUUGCCUCCUCCCACACAACUAGAUUUCGAGUGGUCUUCGGUCCUUACUCGAACAAAUGAAAGAAUUCUCAAACUUGGAGACUUGAUGGUAAUAUCUACACCCCUACCAAAUAACUCGCAGGGGAAGAAUGGCGAGCAUAGCGACGGGCAUAAGAAGCUGGCCAGGUUCUUUGGCGGAAGCACAACGAAGAAACGCCAAAGGCUGGUCAUGAUAACAUCCAGUGGGCGCAUCAUCUUAGCUCCAGCUGGAGGUGAGGAGAAGAGGGCUAAGCAGGACAUAUCUCUUCUGGCACCUGAUUGCGUUUGGAGAAGUCAGAUCGAUGCCAAGGGUCAGCCCGUGUGGUGUGUGGAUACUGGCGGAAUUCAUUACACGUUUGAAGAGCCUCGGUCGUCUUCGAGUUCAAGUAACCUGGCCAGCACUACGGCCGUUGACGAGUGGAUAGAUUCCUUACAACGAGCAAAGGAGCUCGCCCUCUCCCAGAAUGGUAUGGGUUCGUCUGGGAGUGACAACGGCUUCGGCGACAUGUCUUCAAAAAUGUCAAGCCCCGCUAGUACUCUAGGCGGAAGAAACACAUACUCGGCGGCGGAAGGUUUUGCUGUGAAUGACAAGGCUGGUCGAAGUCAUCUGAGCAAGACACCUACAACGGACGAAUCCACCCCAAGACGGAACCGAUUUAAAUGCAGGGUCAAUACCGUCAAUACCCCCAGACACCCCAGAGACAGGGUCAAGCCUCUGGACAACGGAGAGGAGGCAUUGGCGCAGAUUGCUCAGCAGCAACAGGCGCAAGCCCAAGCCAAUGAGCUGGCGAAGAGAAGGAGUCGCAAGCCUACCGAUAAAGCCAUGCCUGAAGGAGUUGAGGAUUCGACGAUUGACCCCGAACUUGUGGCUUUGUAUAGCAACCUCCGAGCAUACGAGCGACGACUCGACGCGACCUUGGCCCGCAAGAGACUCGACAUUAUUGAUAAUGCUAGUCGGUACCUGAAGCACGAUAGAACCCUUCGUAUCUGGAUCUCUAACUCCGUGGAAGACCAACCAUGGCAAAACAACGAUCUCAAUGUGGACAGUUUUGACUUCAGCAACAACUUGGAACCCACCUACCGUGUACGCAUGGAGGGUCGCCUCCUUGACGAUGAGUUUGAGGCCAUGAAACAGGGCGAUGCGGGUGCUGGCGGCCCUGCUCCUGCAGCUGGUCCUGUUUACAAGCUUUCCCAUUUCUUCAAGUCUAUAAGCGUAGAUUUCCACAUCCCCGGAAGGCGACCCGAUCAAAAUGUCGAGUGGAAGAAGCCUGACCGCAACCCACCUGCCAGUAGUCAACAAGCUGCCGAAUUCGAUGAAUUUUGCUUCAAGCGGAAUGGAGAUGAGAAUGUCAAUAUCACCAUCAAUCUUGUGCGCCACGAAGAACCCGAACGGUUUCUAUUAACACCGGAACUCGCAGCGGUCGUGGACAUGGAGGAAGCUACGCGCCAAGAAACGAUGAUGGGGAUAUGGGAAUAUAUCAGAUAUCACGGUCUCCAGGAAGAUGAGGAAAAGCGCAACUUUCGCUGCGAUGAUCUGCUGAAAAGGGUCAUCAAUCGCGGAGACGUCGGACACAUUCCCCAUUUGGGUGAAUACAUUGCGCCCCAUCUGCGGCCCCUACCGCCAGUGUCUCUGUCCUACACUAUUCGAGUCGAUGAGGAGUUCCACAAGAACCCAGAGCCAACUAUUUACGAUAUCCAGGUAACUGUUGAGAACCCGUUACGGGCCAAAAUGAUAGCAUUUAUCACGGACCCUGGCUACGCUGGCAUGCUCAAAGAGGUUGCGGGUCUGGAUGAACAACUCGCUAGGCUUAUCCAAGCCGUUUCCAUGUCCAAAUCGAAGCAUACAUUCUUUUCCUCCCUGAGCGAGGACCCAGUCAACUUCUUCAAGAAUUGGCUAAGCUCGCAGAAGAGAGAUCUAGAGGUUCUGGACGGAGAAGCCCCGAGAGGUGGAGGUGAACAUGCUGGUGGCGAUGAGUGGCGAAAGGGUGGGAACGGUAGCGUCUGGGCUACAGAAAACGCUCGGGAAACAGUGAAUGUUAUCCUCUCGCGUCCUAGGCCGCAAGUUCAGCAUCGACCAGCUUAA